Messenger RNA from Cordyceps fumosorosea ARSEF 2679, 1047 nucleotides. RefSeq lists its product as hypothetical. The transcript is spliced from 3 exons. NCBI's taxonomy places the organism in Eukaryota, Fungi, Ascomycota, Sordariomycetes, Hypocreales, Cordycipitaceae. The coding region runs from base 1 to 1047 and encodes 348 amino acids. The record is from RefSeq and is a predicted model, not a curated record.
AUGGAGCCGGACGAGCCUGGCAUCCGCUUCAAGGCCAAGAAGCGCACCAAGACGCUGCGCCAGCGGGACGCAUCCCCCGAGGCGCCACCCACGACGACGACAUACGACGCGCCGCCCACCGCCACGCUCCCCGACCACAACGACGACAACGGUGACGAGGUCGCGGAUGGCAACGAGGACGCGUCCGCGGUGCAGGCCGCCCUGAAGCUACGUCAAGCCCGCGGCAAGAGCCGUCGCCUCCGCGGCGGCGUCGCCUUCGGCCGCGACGAGCAGCCCGCCAGCGGCGCCCCCGCGGACGACACCAGCCUUGUGCUGCGCGACGCCGUCGCCGCGCAGGGCCUCCCAGACAGGUUCAUGCACCAGACGGGCUUCGUCGCCGACGCCGACGACAAACACUUGAUGGCCUAUGUAGAGUCGCGACUCUCCUCGCGCGCCGCCGGGGCCGACACCGCCGCCGCCGCCGCCCACACUGAGCUUGCGACCGGAAGUAGAAGCAAGGAGCCGCUCGACGGGCGGAGGCGCGAGCACGCCCCCGGCACGGUGCAGACGGGCACGUCCACGACCAGCUGGCCGAAACUCGUCGAGGUGCCCGUGCCCGUCGACCCCCGCGGCACCAAGCGCAAGACGGCCAGCGCCGAGGCCCAGACGACCACAACUCCGCAGCCGCCGCGACGACGGCGCAACCGCCGCGGCAGCGAUGACAUGAAGCGCGACGCCAUGGUCGAAGCCUUCCUGCACGAAAACAAACUCGACGUAUACGACGUCCCAACCACCACACCCGCCACCGCCACAGGUGGGGACGUGGACGACGCGCUCGCGGCCGACUUCCGCCGACAGUACAUGGACGAGGUCGCGGCGCGGCGACAGCGCCGCCGGCCGGCGGUCAACCAGCCGCGCAUGACGCAGCGGCAGCAGGCGCACCAGCAGGCGGUCGCGGCGGGCGAGGUGCUGCGCGGGCCGAAGCUGGGUGGUAGCAGGAACGCGCGCGCGGCGGUGCGCGACGCGCUUCUGCAGCAGCAGGAGCAGAAGAAGAGGGAGGGCAGGUGA